Lodderomyces margitis is the source of this 750-nucleotide messenger RNA. RefSeq names its product mRNA-binding protein (gene NPL3). NCBI's taxonomy places the organism in Eukaryota, Fungi, Ascomycota, Pichiomycetes, Serinales, Debaryomycetaceae. Gene Ontology annotation, cellular component: ribonucleoprotein complex; cytoplasm; nucleus. The record is from RefSeq and is a predicted model, not a curated record. The coding region runs from base 1 to 750 and encodes 249 amino acids. The transcript has a single exon. Gene Ontology annotation, molecular function: mRNA binding.
AUGGAACAAGCCCCGACCAAACAGUUAUUCGUCAGACCCAUCAGAGGAGACGUUCUUGAAAGUGACAUUGUUGACUUUUUCUCCCCAGCUGCACCAGUUGUUGAAGUCCGUCUUAUGGAAGGUUAUGCUUUUGUUUCGUUUGACAAUGAAGAAGAUGCCGGUAAAGCAUUAGAUAAGUUUGUUGGAGCUGAAUUUAACGGUGAACAGUUACAAGUUGAAUUUGCCAAGGAAAGAAAAGAAAGCACCAGAGGUAAAUACAGAAUGAAGUUAGGUGGGUUACCAGAGGGUACAGCAUGGCAAGAUGUCAAAGAUUACGUCAGGGAUAAAACUGGAAUCCAACCAAACUUUGUUAGGGUCUUUAGAGACUUUGAUUCUGGUGACACUGUUUGUAGCUUGGAAUUCGAAAGUGCCGAAGACUUGGAAAAAUCAAUCCCGUUAUUAGACAAGUCAAAUUUCAACGACGUUACGAUCACUGCCGAGGAAGAUACAUCGCCCUUUGUCCCACCUCCCAGAAGAGGUGGGUUCCGUGGAGGAAGAUUCGACCGCGGUGGGUUUAGAGGAAGAGGUGGUUACGAUCGUGGUGGGUUUAGAGGAAGAGGUGGUUUCAGAGGAAGAGAUGAUUUCAGAGGAGGAAGAGAUAGAGAUGGAUUUAGGGGUGGUAGAGGUGGUUAUGGUGGCAGAGGUGGUUAUGAUCGUGGUGGUUAUGGUGACAGACCUUACAACAGGGAAAGAUCACCAAAUAGAUUUUAA